AUGGUUGGAAAUAUAACUAAUAUUAUUGAUGGCAAAGAAUAUAUAAACUCUUGUGGCAAGUCCUCAAUAAUAAAUCCAACCCAUAAAUGGAACGACUUAAAUUUUGCCUCCUCAAUGCACAAUAACAAACAGUUAUCAUUAUUGUCAAAAGAAAAUACUUUUUCUAUAUCUAGAAAUAAAAUAAAACCUAUUGUUAAUUCUUCCACUACUCCUACUAUAAUACAAUCUACUUUUGAUAAAAAUAUUGAAAAUUUAUCUACAUACCAACAAAAUAUACCCAUUAUAUCUGUAUUAAAAGAAACUACAAAUAUAAAUUUUGACAAAAAUAGUGACAUAACCAAUAGUUAUGUUAAAACUAAUCCUACUCUAUCAUCAAUACAUGACAUUUUAAAAGUAGAAAAACUUCAACAAAAUAAUUUAAAUAUUAAUAAUAUAUUAGAAGAAAUUAAUAUUAAAAAAGAUUAUUUACCAUACAAAAUAUCAAGUACAAAAUCAAAUAAUACUAAUAAAUUUUUUGACAAUAAUAUAUUAUUUGGUACUCAAAAAUAUUAUUCUACUAUUAAUAUUUCGCAAAAAGAAAACCCAUUUAUUAAUUUAACUGGUGAUACUACUUCAUCAAAUAUUAAUACAAGUAAUAAUACUAUUGAAAAUAUUUUUAAUUCAAAUAUUGAAAAUAAAAAUAAAGAAAAUUUAUCAGAAGAUAAAUCAAAAAAGUUAGUACCAAUUUCUAACGCACCACAUAUUGUAGUUUCUGAAGAAGCAUUAAGAGAAGAAAUUUAUUCACCUAACUGUUUAUCUGCUCUUUGUGAAAUGUGUAUUUGUUGUUGUUGUGAACCUUAUAGAUUUGUCAUUGCUAUGACAGCAUUUGAAACAUUUUUUUCAAUUUAUUGGUUUUUAAAUCAAAUUGGAAUUGUUUUUAGAGGAGAUUAUAAUUUUGAUGCUCUUAAUAUUACAAUUUUAAUUUUAUUAACAGGAAUGGUAAUAAUUCAAGUCAUAGGACUAGCUACUACUAUAUGCGCAAAAGUUAAAGGUGAAGCAAGAUUUUUAUAUCCAAGAAUAUUAAUACAAACAGCAUUUUGUUGUAUAUCAAUGUUAUCAUUUUUAAUAUUACUUUUAUAUUUUACUGGAAGAUCUGAUUCAAUAAAUAGAUGGUUAUCUUCAAAAUAUAUGAAAAUAGUAAAUGAGGAAAUGGAUUUAGAAAGUCGUCAAGAAUUUGAGUCAGAUUUAAGAGUAUAUAUUAUUGUUACAUUUAUAUCUUCUGCAAUAUCAGUUAUAUAUUACUUUUUUGGUUUAAAUAUGACUAUGAAAUGGAAAAGAAGUCUUUUAGAACAGGCAGCUUCUAGAGCUUAUGCUAUACCAUCUGAAACUGGUGGUUAUAUUCCUGUAUCACAAGAACCAACUGCACCACCACCACCACCACCAACAAAUCCUAAUUUCAAUGAAUAA
Messenger RNA from Strongyloides ratti, 1446 nucleotides. RefSeq lists its product as hypothetical. The transcript has 3 exons. Bases 1 to 1446 code for a protein of 481 amino acids. The record is from RefSeq and is a predicted model, not a curated record. Lineage: Eukaryota; Metazoa; Nematoda; Chromadorea; Rhabditida; Strongyloididae.